AUGUCGCUAUUGAAUCGCCUUUUGGCAAGUCGUCGAGCAUGCGGAAUCGUUUGCUUUCUUCAAAAUUCCACGGAUAACGAAUGCUAUAAAAAGGCGUAUGGUACUUGGAGUAUCGCUAUCACAUCAAUUAGCACCAGCACAGCGCCGAACAAUCGGAGUGUGGUUGUUAGGAUGUGCCGGAAUGGUUUACGGGCAGUUGCUUUGGGAGGUGUCACAAGAUUGACAGAAUCGGGUUUAAGUAUGGUCAAUUGGGAUUUGUUUCGUACGAUGAAGCCACCAUGGAGUAAGGAUGAAUGGGAAACCGAAUUUGAACGUUACAAGCAAUUUCCAGAAUAUAAAUUCAAAAGUGGUAAUGACGAGAUGACAUUGGCAGAAUUCAAAUUUAUUUGGAUGAUGGAAUACAUUCAUCGAAUGUGGGGACGGACACUGGGUAUCUUUUUUCUAGUUCCUUGUGCAUUUUUCUGGGCAAAAGGUCAUUUCUCUUCUGCAAUGAAAAAAAGAAUGUUCAUUGCUGGUACUCUGAUUUGCAUGCAGGGACUUAUUGGUUGGUGGAUGGUGAAGUCAGGAUUGGAUCCGAAGAACAAUUCUAACAAAGAAAUACCUCGUGUUUCGGAAUAUCGUUUAGCCACUCAUCUGACAAUGGCUUUUGUUUUAUACACAGUGUUUUUGUGGACCGGUCUUUCACAUAUUUUUACAGCUCAUGACCACACAAAUGUUAACAAAAUUGGACGAUUACGUGGUAUGACACAUCUUUCGAAAACGAUGAUAGUUUUGACUGCAGUAAUGGGCGCUUUUGUUGCUGGCUUGGAUGCUGGAUUGGUUUACAAUUCAUGGCCGAAAUAUGCCGGACGUUGGCUUCCAGAAGAUUUAUGGCUUAAAAACCCAAAAUGGUGUAACAUUUUUGAAAAUCCGGCAACUGCCCAGUUUAUGCAUCGAAAUAUGGCUUACUUAACACUGCUUUCGGUAACACUCACAUGGAUUUUUGGACGCCGUAUGCUUCUUGGUCGACGUGCCAAAAUUGCAUUGCAUUCAUUGAUGGGUGCGGUAUACUUGCAGGCUCUUCUAGGAAUAGCUACUUUGGUGCACUAUGUACCGGUUUAUUUGGGUGUCAUGCAUCAGAACUUAUCAAUGGCUGUGAUAACAUCUGCUUUUUGGCUUUCAAAUGAAAUCCGUCGUGUUCCAAAAUGUAAAAAUGGAUCUUCAAAAAUGAUCGAAUAG
This is a messenger RNA of Brugia pahangi, 1218 nucleotides long. NCBI's taxonomy places the organism in Eukaryota, Metazoa, Nematoda, Chromadorea, Rhabditida, Onchocercidae. The record is from the annotation of a GenBank genome assembly.